UCUGAGUUCCUCAGAGCCAGAGAGGACAGACUCCGGUUGCCAUUGAGGAAUGGUGGAGCGGCUCCAGACUUGAGAACCUCCGGGGGUCUGCGCAGCCCCAGCCGGCCCUUAUUCCUUUGAUGGCGUCCCUCGGGAGCAGCUUGGCUCUCCUCCUCUUGCUGGCUGCUCAUUGUCCCAGUUCCGGGGCCCAACUUUUUAACUGGUGGACCCAGAAGGCAACAGAAGCCCCAGUAGAACCCCUUCUCCGGACCGCAGAGCCUCAGGGCGAGAGUGCCCCCUUUGCAGGACCCGCAGCCCCCAACGCUACUCCGGCAGGUGCCCUUGGACCUGUUCCAGUGGAGCAGACGGAGCUGGACCCUGAGGUCUCAGAGGCAAAUACAAGUGGUGCCACGACCCCUUCUCGGGCAGCCUCCGUGAGGGGAGACCUCAAAGAGGAGAACAUCGCUGGUGUGGGCGCCAAGAUCCUGAACGUCGCCCAGGGGAUCCGCAGUUUAGUUCAGUUUUGGGAUGAGAAAGGCGACGUGGAGAGCUCGGCUGGGACUGAGGCGCCGGCUGCUGACGCCCCCACGACCCUUCCCGCCACCCCCUCUGUGUCUGGACCUGGGACGGAGCCAAGUGCCCCUGGGAGUGUGCGCACGGGCGCCGCCAGGGAGGCUUCGAGCCCGACCGCUGCAGGCUUGCCAGAAGACGCCCUCCACCUGACCGCAGCUCCACCAUCUCCUCUGGGAAAUAGGUCCCGGGAGCUGCCCUUUGGGCAGGCCUCCGCCCCUCCCCCAGAAAACUUGAGCACAGAAGUGAGCCUCCCGCAGCUCAUCGGGCAGCCUCCCCCCAGACACAUCUCCCAGAUCUACGACCCUGACAAUGGGCUCGCCUAUGUCUUUGGGCCCAAUGCCAACAGCGGGCAGGUGGCGCGCUAUCACGUGCCCAACCCCUUCUACCGGGACUUCUCGCUGCUCUUUCACAUCAAGCCCACCAGUGAGCGGGCCGGGGUGCUGCUGGCGCUCACUGACGCGGCCCAGGCCGUCAUCUCCAUGGGCGUGAAGAUCUCAGAGCCCCGCGGCGGCAAACAGGAUGUCCUAUUCUUCUACACGGAGCCGGGCGCAGGGGAGACGCGCACGGCCGCCAGCUUCAGCCUGCCCUCCUUCGUGAACCAAUGGACGCGCUUUGCCCUCAGUGUGGACAGCGACGAGGUGGCCCUCUACGUGAACUGCAAGGAGAUCCAGCGGCUCCCUCUGGAUCGGUCUGCGCAGGAGCUGGAGCUGGAACCCGGUGCCGGCCUCUUCGUGGCCCAGGCGGGAGGAGCCGACCCGGACAAGUUCCAGGGGGUGAUCUCUGAGUUAAAGCUGCGAGGGGACCCCCGGGUGACACUGCUGCAGUGUCUGGGUGAUGAUGAUGACGACAGUGACGGGGCAUCCGGAGACUUUGGAAGUGGAGCCGAUGAGCAGGGGGGGUCCUCGGGGUCAGACAUGGGGCUUCCCUUGUCACCCAGCCUUCCCGUGCCUCCUCCAGUCACAUUGCCACCCCUGGACACAGCCACCAUGAGUUCACAGCCAGGCCUGGGCCAGGCAGAAGGAGCCCUCCUGUCUUCCUCAGGAGUUCAGCUCAGCAGUGGAGAGGAGGGGGCCCAAGGCCCAGAGGAUGUCAUGAGGCCCGGAGGAGCUCAGGACCAGGACAGGAGAAGGACAGAGGAAGGCACCAGAUCUGGGUCUCCAGGCUUAAAGGGACAGAAAGGUGAACCUGGGGCUCAGGGCCCACCCGGACCUGUUGGGCCUCAGGGGCCCGCCGGCCCUGCUAUCCAGAGUCCAGAUGGCUCCACGGUGCACCAGGUCCCUGGGCCACAGGGACCCCCUGGGCCACAAGGACCCCCUGGGAAUAAUGGAGAGCCUGGUGAUCCUGGUGAGGACGGAAAGCCUGGCGAGAUGGGGCCUCAGGGUUUCCCAGGAACUCCGGGAGAUGUGGGGCCUAAGGGUGAGAAGGGAGAUCCUGGCACUGGCCCGAGGGGCCCUCCUGGCCCACCAGGGCCCGCGGGCCCUCCUGGACCUGCUUUCAGACUUGACAAGUUGACCUUUAUUGACAUGGAAGGAUCGGGCUUUGGAGGGGAUCUGGAGAGUCUACGGGGUCCUCGAGGAUUCCCGGGACCCCCAGGACCCCCAGGCGUGCCGGGCUUGCCGGGAGAGCCGGGUCGGUUCGGAAUGAACAGCACCGAUGGCCCGGCCCCCCCAGGUCUUCCUGGGGUACCAGGCAGAGACGGAUCCCCUGGACCCCGAGGCCCCCCAGGCUCUGCGGGCCUCCCGGGAAAGGACGGGCAACAAGGGGAACAAGGGCAGAAAGGAGAUCGGGGCGAUGUGGGCUCCCCAGGACCAAAGGGCAGCAAGGGUGACACUGGCCCAGCGGGCAUUCCAGGGGAAACAGGCUUGGCGGGUCUCCCUGGACCAAUGGGCCCUCAGGGGCUGCCGGGCCCCCCUGGCCCUCCAGGGCCUCCUGGGCCAGGCUGGGCAGCUGGAUUUGAUGACAUGGAAGGCUCUGGGGGGCCGUUCUGGACCACCACCCCCGGCACACGAGGGGCAGAAGGGCCGCAGGGACCACCUGGAUUUCCUGGGCCCAAGGGUGACCGUGGCAUAGUUGGACAACCUGGAGAAAAGGGUGAUCCCGGCUUUCCUGGGCUACCGGGGAGUGAAGGCGUGCCAGGGCCACAGGGACCCAAAGGGGAUUCUGGAAUCCAGGGGCAGAAGGGAGAACCAGGGAAGGAUGGUGUGGGGCAGCCUGGGCCUCCUGGGCCUCCUGGGCCUCCAGGAGAGGUGACCUACAUAUCGGAGGAAGGGAAAACAUUUGCGAGCAUCCUAGGGCAAGAGGGCAGACCCGGCUAUGCUGGAUUCCCAGGCCCAGCUGGACCAAAGGGAGAGAUCGGCGCUGAAGGGCCGCAGGGUUCCCCAGGAGCCAAGGGGGAGAAGGGCGAGCCGGGGAGCGUCCUCACACUUGCUGAAAAAGGAGCCAAGGGGGACCAAGGCUACAGGGGACCCCCGGGCCCGUAUGGACGCCCUGGGCACAAAGGUGAAAUUGGACUUCCUGGAAGACCGGGCCGUCCGGGCAUGAAUGGACUGAAGGGGGAGAAGGGGGAGCCUGCAGAUACCAAGGGAAGUGUCGGACUGAGGGGCCCUCCUGGACUCCCAGGGCCCCCUGGACCCCCCGGACCCCCAGGCCUCCUUGGUACUUCUUUCUAUGACAAUAAUGGAUUCCUCGAGCCUGGCCGCCCUGGGCCCCCAGGAUUGCCAGGUUACCAGGGACCCCCAGGCCCCAAGGGUGAUAAAGGAGAAGCUGGACCUGCCGGGCCACCAGGGAUCCUCCCAUAUGAUUUCAGCACUCUGGUGGAUCACGUGAAGGGGGAAAAGGGAGAAGGAGGCACAAAAGGAGAGAAGGGUGAACCUGGCAGCGGAGGAUUCUUCAGCUCCGGAGCCCCAGGCCUGCCUGGCCCCCCCGGCCCUCCAGGGUACCCUGGUGUUCCGGGUCCCAAGGGAGAGAGCAUCAGGGGUCAGCCUGGCCCCCCAGGACCUCAGGGGCCUCCGGGCAUUGGCUACGAGGGUCGGCAGGGUCCCCCUGGCCCUCCUGGGCCCCCGGGGCCACCGUCAUUUCCAGGACCCCACAGGCAGACUAUCAGCAUUCCUGGCCCCCCUGGCCCCCCAGGUCCCCCCGGCCCCCCAGGAACUUCAGGGACAUCAUCAGGGCAGCUGAGAGUGUGGACCACCUACCAGACCAUGCUCAACAAAGCCCAUGAGGUGCCCGAGGGCUGGCUGGUCUACGUCUCUGAGAAGGAAGAGCUGUAUGUGCGCGUCCGCAAUGGCUUCAAGAAAGUCCUGUUGGAGACCCGGGCUGUGCUCUCUCGAGGGGCGGACAAUGAAGUCGCGGUCCUGCAGCCGCCGGUCAUCGAGUAUUCCCCGGGGAACUCGGCCCCAUCUGGGUCUCAGGUUCACGACGGCAGCCUCCCCUAUGCCCGCCGGGGCUAUCUGCACUCCACCGCCAAGCCUUGGCGAGCCGAUGACAUCCAGGCCAAUCAUCCCCGAUUCCCUGAGCACGCCGGUCACCACCCACCCUAUCACAGUGUCCAGCCUCAUCAUCCGGACCUCAUCCCCAGCUACCACGGCUCCUACACUGACAUCCGGCCUGCCCAGCCCACGGCCCGCCCGGUGCAUACCCACCAUGACUUCCAGCCAGCACUUCAUCUCAUUGCUCUCAAUAGUCCCCAGACCGGCAGCAUGCGUGGCAUCCGGGGGGCUGACUUCCAGUGCUUCCAGCAGGCCCGCGAAGUGGGCUUGAUGGGCACCUUCCGCGCCUUCCUCUCCUCCAGACUCCAGGAUCUCUACAGCAUCGUCCGGAGGGCAGACCGCAGUAACGUGCCCAUCGUCAACCUCCAGGACGAGCUCCUCUUUGACAGCUGGGAGUCCUUGUUCUCCGGCUCUGAAGGCCAGCUCAAGCCCGGCUCUCGCAUCCUCUCUUUUGAUGGGAAGGACGUCCUCCGGCACUCCGCCUGGCCGCAGAAGAGUGUGUGGCAUGGCUCUGAUGCCAAGGGACGCCGACUGACUGAGAGCUACUGUGAGACCUGGCGGACAGACCAAGGGGCGGCCAGCGGCCAGGCAUCCUCCCUAUUCUCGGGCAGACUGCUCGAGCAGAAGGCUGUGAGCUGCCAAAGCGCCUUCAUCGUCCUCUGCAUCGAGAACAGCUUCAUGACCUCCUCCUUCAAGAAGUAGGAGCCUGUCCCCACCCAGUGGGGGUGGCUGGUGGCCACUCGGAGGAAGGGACAGGCUCAGGGAGUGAGCGGGCAGCAGCCCCAGGGCCAGCCCCAGAUGGGCUCUGCUCCUGCCGGCCUGCAUCCUGCACGGCCCUGACUUUCAUGUAAUCACUGAGGAAAUAAAAAGAAGCCAAAGAGUGGAUUUUUUACAAAGUGUGAAACACA
Messenger RNA from Dromiciops gliroides (monito del monte), 4948 nucleotides. It is a transcript of the gene COL18A1, whose product is annotated as collagen type XVIII alpha 1 chain. NCBI's taxonomy places the organism in Eukaryota, Metazoa, Chordata, Mammalia, Microbiotheria, Microbiotheriidae. The transcript is spliced from 41 exons. The record is from RefSeq and is a predicted model, not a curated record. Bases 120 to 4742 code for a protein of 1540 amino acids.